Gracilinanus agilis (Agile Gracile Mouse Opossum) is the source of this 674-nucleotide messenger RNA. RefSeq names its product regulatory subunit of type II PKA R-subunit domain containing 1 (gene RIIAD1). The coding region runs from base 1 to 459 and encodes 152 amino acids. The record is from RefSeq and is a predicted model, not a curated record. NCBI's taxonomy places the organism in Eukaryota, Metazoa, Chordata, Mammalia, Didelphimorphia, Didelphidae. The transcript is spliced from 5 exons.
AUGUCGGACCCGGCGGCCUCCGAGCACCCGCCCUUCUCCACACCCGCGAGCCCGGGGACCAGCCACGAGCUUCCCCGCCUCAAGGUACUCCCCUCCGCCUCCGCCCCUCGGAGCCCCGCCCCCGGAGAGCUCCAGGAGGGGGCGGGGCCUCACGGGCGUCGUCAUGGCAACCGCGACAAGAUGGCUUCCCUGUACUCCGGGCUAGAGGGUCCCGACCCAGGAGCGCUGAGCCAAGAACAGCUCACGAAGCUGAGGGAUUUCAAGAUCAACACGCGCAUCGCUGACGAGAAGUACCUGCGCUCGCACAAGGAGGUGGGGCUGCUCCUGAGCGGCUUCUUCAGAGAAAUGUUUUUGAAAAGGCCAGUGGAUAUCCAAGAAUUUGCAGCAGAGUAUUUCACAGAUCCAAGACUUCCCAAGAAGAUACAAAUGCAACUAAUUGAACAAGAAAAGAACAGUUAGCAGAAUUGUGAUGUUCUGCUAUUGGAAGCACAGGAAAUGAAUGAAUGAAAACCUGUUCUGCCCUCUGUACCUCCAAACCUGACUAGUGCCAAUUCUGAGGUCUAGAACCUAAGGAAUGCUAAAUAUAUAUACCACCCUUUCCCUCAUCUUUAUUUGAAUAACAGCUUGCCCACUUCUUCCUCUGGUGCAAAGGUAUAAAAGGGGAAAAUGGGAAA